This is a messenger RNA of Andrographis paniculata, 4131 nucleotides long. RefSeq lists its product as uncharacterized. The coding region runs from base 796 to 3870 and encodes 1024 amino acids. The transcript has 11 exons. The record is from RefSeq and is a predicted model, not a curated record. NCBI's taxonomy places the organism in Eukaryota, Viridiplantae, Streptophyta, Magnoliopsida, Lamiales, Acanthaceae.
UAAUUAUUAUGGUUAUUCACAUCACUUGUUGUCUUGCUGCAUCUUCCUUCCCGUUCCCUUCAACCAAACAAACCCAAAAAAUAUAUGCACCCGCACCCGCACCCGCAUACAUACAUAUAAGAAGAGAGCUAGCUAGCUGUUGAUUCGUGAUUCUAGAUAGACGUGCUCUGUUGUAAUACGGCCUUCUGUUCUAUGCUUACGGGCUACACAACUCUCACUUCUUCUUCUUGGUAUCUCUGCAUAUACGUGCCUGGAGCCACCCGAUCAUGUUUUCCCCCCCAUUUUGAUCGGACGAUCGGAGUACUACACGAGUGCGGGCAUCUUGAACCCUAAUUUUGCCUUUCUUCGUCUCUCUUUCUCGACCCAUGUGUGGUGGAAGCGCUUAGGUUCUGGUUUUGUGUACAUUAGGUUCUCAAGGAACCCAGGGGGUGAAGCUUGCUCGGGUAUCUGGGGCUUUAGUAUUUUUCGCAAUUAUAACAAGAAAAAGAGGUGUGAUUGAUCCUAACCCUGUUUCUCUUCUAGCCUGGAGGGUUACGACUUUGGUUUUGAUUUGAUUUAGCACAAUCAAGUUCUGCAAUUUUACUUUUUCAUUUGGAGAUGAGUUAGAGUUUGUAUGCAAUCCGCGCGAGCUCGCCACAUUAAGCUUUGUAAUUUGGAAAGCCAGGAAUUUUGGAGAUUUCCACCCGAGUUUGUGGAAUUAUUUCGUUUGUAUCCUACAUAGAAGGCUGGGUUAAGUCUUGUGGAAUUGGCGAAAUUUGCGUUCGUUUCCCUGUAACUAUCAUUGGAAAUUUCAUAAUGAGCUUCGAAGAUGAAGAUCCAAGGUCCCUGGACAACGGUUCUGACAAUUCCGAUGAAGUUUUGUUGAAGAAGAAAAUCUGCUAUUCCAGAGUAUUUUUGCUGUCUUUGAGCAGUUUGGAUAUCUGCAAGAAGUUGCCUAGUGGGUUUGAUGAGUCACUGAUAAGUGAAUUUGAGGAUGCCUCUCAAAGAAUAACUGAUCGGCCAAGAUUUCCUGGGAGCUUCCCUCUUCAAGGUUUCAGAAGAAAUGAUUAUGGUUCAUCCCCUCCUACUCGAUCAGAUGCUGGUAGUUAUUCUAGGGGCACGUAUGGGAAAUGGGAAAACCGAUCAUCUGGUCAGAGCGAGCGGGAUAGUGACUCUCAGUCUGACAAUUCUGAUUCUGGAAGGCGACUCAGCCAUCAGACAAGACGAUCUUGGCAGAGUCCUGAACAUGAUGGGCUUCUUGGAAGUGGGUCAUUUUCCAGACCAUCUGGAUAUUCUACUGGUAUCACUGGUCCAAAGCUGCAAACCAAUGAGCACAAUCAACUGAGCCGAAGCAAUGAACCCUAUCAUCCUCCACGGCCUUUCAAGGCGGUACCUCAUUCAAGAAGAGAUACUGACUCCUAUAAUGAUGAAACGUUUGGUUCCGUAGACUCUACUAGCACAGAUAGAGCUGAGGAGGAGAAGAGGAGGAGAGCUUCUUUUGAGGUUAUGAGAAAGGAACAGCAACGAUCACUCCAAGAGAAGCAGAAAUUAACUUUGGACAAGCACAAAGCUGGUGUUCUCUCAGACUUGUAUGAGAUGGUCAUGGAUAGUAAAGAGGAAAAGGGACUUCUUAUCAGGAACAAUGAAUUGAUAGCUUCUGCUGCAACUUCCAUGUCAACCACUGAUUCAGAGAAACCUUCUUCUACUUCACAGUCUCCUGCAUUGAGACCACUUGUUCCACCUGGUUUUAAAAGUAAUUCUCUUGAGAAGAGUUCCGCGUUGAAGUCUCAAAUUUAUCCUACUUUGACUGAGGUGGAAUCCUUGGGCAAAACUGUAGCUGGGGAUGGUCUUGGAUUUGUAUUAGGAAAUGUCGUCCAAAAUGCCACUGGUGUUUUAGAGAAACAGCUAUCUCAAGAGAUAGGCUUAGUUGAGGGGCAGCCUGCAGAAAAGACACAUCACGCUCUCCUUUUGAACAAAGGAAAAAUUGCAAAUUUUUAUGGUAGUUUUGAUGAGCCCAACAAGAUACCUUAUAUGGAAGAUCAAUCAGGCCAACUUUCGGGUCAUUUGGAUUCUCUUGCUACCCACAAUGACUCUGGAAUUCCCAAACUCAAUGCUGGGUUAUUGGAGGAUAAAACUGUUGCAAACAAAAGUUCAACUUCAAUUUUGGAAAAUAUUUUUGGCAGCACGCUGUCAUUUCAUGAUGACAAAUUUAGCUUAGCUGAGACUCUUGACGGUAAACCCAAAGAUCCAUGGUUCCCUAGUCCUGCUCAAUCAUCAAAGUUUGCUCAAUGGUUUUCUGAGGAGGAACCAAAGGGGUCUAAUGACAUUUCUUCUGCAAGGCCAAAUGACCUGCUAUCAUUAAUAGCUUGCAGUGAUAAAGCUGAUGAGGAACCUGACCAAAUAUCCGCUAACAAAAAGGCUGAGCCCUUUCCAUCUGUACUUACAUGUGAAGACCUUGAACAAUCACUUUUAUCAGAAUACAGUUCAAAUACUACAAAACUGCAGUCCAAUUUUGAAAGUAGGAGCUCUACUGGUGCUUAUAUGGAACAACCAAGUACACAUGUUGAUGAUCAUGCUUCUCUACGCCUUCUCUCUAUGUUGCAGAAGAACACGAGCCAUGGAAACCUGGUCAUAAAUUCUGGUAUUGAGACAAAUUCAGCUGAUAAAGGGCUAGUUCUUGGUGAACAUGACAUGGCAGCAGCAGCAGCAGUUAACGAGCCUAAAGGACAUGAGGGUAUUCAAUUUUCACAUAACUUGGGAAAGACACUCACUCUUGAAACUCUUUUUGGAACUGCUUUUAUGAAGGAGCUGCAAUCAGUUGAAGCGCCUGUUUCUGUGAAAAGGGAUUCAAGUGAUUCUCCACGAGGGGAUGCAUCAGAGUCUCUUGGACUUGCAUUUCCUAUAUCAGAUGAUGGCAUUUCUUUUCCAACUGAUAGAAGUGGGCUUCAAAAGUCAGAUUAUGACCAUAGUAUGCCUUUAAACGAUAGAAAAAACAUAAAGCUGAAUGAGGCUGAUAACUGGCUUGGGAUUUCUCCACCAAGCGUUAAUACCGUAGCAGUACCUAGACAUGGUCGAUCUGAAAUUUUUGAUGAUUUUCAACCGCCUAAAGAGGACAACCUGAUUUCUUUAAGUAACAUCAAUGUUUCUCAGGUGCCAGCUGGUAAUUUAAUCAAUGCUUCACAAGUCUCUUCGGAUACACCUGUCAACAUAGCUGAGAAACUGGCAGCUCUAGUUUCUGUUAAGGACAAUUGGAGAAUGGGAGGUUCAGAUACUCUUCCAUUGACGCUUGAUUCUUACAACCAAAUAGAACCGCCUGAAAAUCUUCAGUUGCAGCAAUCAUCAUCAUUGUUUCAGCCUCCACAAAUGACUCAAGUAGGUCCAUUGUAUCCUCACUUGGAACCUCACCCUUCUCAACUGAGCUCGCAGAUGAAUAUGUUCAGUCCAGAGGGUAUUUUCAAUCAUGAGUCUCUCCCUAUUCAGCAAUUUUCUUCAAGUAUGCCCCGGCCUCCAUUUCAGCGCCCAAAUGUGGGGAUUCCUGGAUAUGAUGUUCUUUCUCAACAGUCAGUGAUACAUCAGAUGCAAAUGCCUGUCCAUCCUCCACCACAUAUGUUAACGGACUUUCCAAGGGGAGGCCCCGUCCCUCAUCACAUCAACCAAGCGAAUGGCUUUAUCCAGGAAGUGAACCAAAUGCAAGGUUUCCCUUUUGGGCCACAGCACCAGCCUAACACUGGCAGCCGGGGGAUUCUAAUGCCUGGCAAUCCCCCCGAAGCCUUUCAAAGGCUUAUGGAGAUGGAGCUCCGAGCAAAAUCAAAUCAAAGGCACCCUUUUCGCCCCGAUCCUAGCCAAGGGGUGUAUGGUCAUGAGGUGGACUUGGGUUUCCAAUACAGAUGAAAAUGGACAGCGAAGUUACUCAGUGCCAGUGAAACGCCAGUGAAACCACCGCCCCGAUCUUGAUCUACCGUGCAAAAUGCCAUUGCUGUCGAGGGAAUAUACAUACAUACAUACAUACAUAGUAUCUGUCUCGUGACUAAACUUCUGUAUAUGUUCUUGAGUAGAUGAGACGGAUUGCUGGAGAACACAUAAGUGCAUCCCGAAUUAACUGGACCGCCGUGGAUAUGAAUGAAUGAAUGCAUUCGUGUCUUUCUGCUUUUC